Bactrocera oleae (olive fruit fly) is the source of this 1110-nucleotide messenger RNA. RefSeq lists its product as uncharacterized. The record is from RefSeq and is a predicted model, not a curated record. NCBI's taxonomy places the organism in Eukaryota, Metazoa, Arthropoda, Insecta, Diptera, Tephritidae.
AUGGAGCCGCAACAGCUGAAGUGGCGCGACUACAAGCCAUACAAGAAGCUCACGCUGGGCCAACGCAUACAAGUGAUUAAGGCCUACAAAUAUAUACCCAACUAUCGGCAGUUGGCCAAGCAUUUCGGCUGUAGUAAAUUGCAGAUCAAAAACAUUAUUGCCAGCCAGGAUGAACUGCUGCAGAGCUAUGAGAAAGCACGUGCCAAGAACCUAAGCGCCAGAGUGGACAAUUCGAAUGAGGCGAAAAUCGAAUUGCUCGGUAAGGUAAUCUUUGAGUUUCUAUUGCGCGCGCUCAAUCUUCGCAUGACUACUGAUGCGACGGUCAUACGCCGCAAAGCGUUGGAGGUGAAGAAGGCCUUGGCCAUUGAGAAUUUCACACCGAACGAUGUGUGGUUGCAUUCCUUCAAGUUAAAACACUAUAGCGUAGACCUAAUGGAGAUGAUGGAGCAAUUGGAAAGUGAUAUGGGUGAGCGUCGUUCGUUGGAUUGCAAUGACAUUAUUGCGUAUGUGCGAGAGCAGGAGAGAGAGGAGCAGCGUAAGCUAUUGGUCGAAGAUAAGCGCAUUGCUAUAUUGAGUAGACGAGUAGAAGAAUUGUGCCAAAGUGAAACUGAGCAAAAUGUGGCGAAUAAAGAUUGUGGUAAUGUGGAUGGUGCGAAAACUACAGGGAAAACUGCAAAAGAACCCGCGGCAACAAAACACCAAAGAAGUCUUAAAAACAAUAUCGAAGCGCUUGUUAUGAGUAUAAGAUCAGAUGUCCAAGGACAAAGUGUCGAAACGUCCGCGCGAAAUACGAGAACAGCUCAGAGAGCGAAGGCAGUGGAACCUGCAAAAAUCAGUAUAAAAACAGAAGCUACGGAGAAUGACCUAGUCUCCAUCGUUAAAGUUGAAUCCACCGAUAUUAGUGAUAACACUAACACAACAACUAAAAAACCAACAACAAAUCGGCCACAACGUAGCACGCGUAUAACUAAUUAUAUGGAGGCGCUGCGUUAUUUAAGAGUUCUUGAGAAUUUCGUAAUGACGGAGGAGAACUAUAGUGCGCUUAGCUUGAUAACACAAUUGGAGUAUAUAUUUAGGAGUGCGGUCCGUUCCAAAAGGAAAGCUACGUAA